AGCCACCACUGCGACCCCGAGCCCAGAGCAACUGCGCUCCCGAGCCCAGCCCCGCGGAGAAAUAACUGGGUACCCGGGUUGGGGCGCUGGUGGGCGGGUCGGAGGUAGCGAACCACACCGAAGCGCUACUCGGCGACGAGCAGAUAUUGCAGCCAAUAGCUAGAGCGGAGGGAGCAUGAGCCAUCUGCAGAACUUACUGUUGGAUACCCUUCUGGGAACAAAGCAUGUUGACAGUGCAGCGCUCAUCAAGCUCCAAGAACGAAGCUUGUGUGUAGCAUCACCAGGAUUUAGUAUAAUGCCUCAUGACGUUCGAACACUUGUGAAUGGAUUCGCCAAGAACCCUUUGCAAACUAGAAGAGAAGGAUUGUAUUUCAAGGAAAAGGACUACAAAUGUAUCCGGGCUGAUGACUAUUCACUUUAUGCUAAGAAUGAAAACACAGGUGUGGUUGUUGUGAAGACCCAUCUAUAUCUUCUGGUGGCAACUUACACUGAAGGCAUGUAUCCUAGUGUCUGUGUGGAAGCGACAGAGAAGCUGGGAGAAUAUCUAAGAAGAAAAGGAAAUUAAGUCAUCAGAGGACUAUGAAAGACAGCUGUCAUUAUUUUAAGAAAUAGAUCCUAAAGAAAAAAAAAAUCAUGCCUUCUUUUGUGGUUGAAAACACUAGGAAGAAGAUACUAAAGAGGAAGAACGAGUUAAGGGAGCAAUUUUUCUUAUUUCAAGAGAUCUUCUUUUUUAAUUGGAAUUCUUUGAUA
This is a messenger RNA of Lontra canadensis (Northern American river otter), 750 nucleotides long. It is a transcript of the gene PFN4, whose product is annotated as profilin family member 4. The coding region runs from base 176 to 565 and encodes 129 amino acids. The transcript has 5 exons. The record is from RefSeq and is a predicted model, not a curated record. Lineage: Eukaryota; Metazoa; Chordata; Mammalia; Carnivora; Mustelidae. Gene Ontology annotation, cellular component: cell cortex. Gene Ontology annotation, molecular function: actin monomer binding.